Messenger RNA from Talpa occidentalis (Iberian mole), 3626 nucleotides. It is a transcript of the gene DPP10, whose product is annotated as dipeptidyl peptidase like 10. The record is from RefSeq and is a predicted model, not a curated record. The transcript has 26 exons. Gene Ontology annotation, molecular function: serine-type peptidase activity; dipeptidyl-peptidase activity. NCBI's taxonomy places the organism in Eukaryota, Metazoa, Chordata, Mammalia, Eulipotyphla, Talpidae. Bases 279 to 2657 code for a protein of 792 amino acids. Gene Ontology annotation, biological process: proteolysis.
GUCCUUUUCGGGGCAGCUCUUCCCGUCUGCUUGUAUCUAUGCAAGUGUCUUAUUCUUUUGUCCCUUUUCUAAAAAACCUGCUCUUUAAAUAUAACUAAUGGCUCUGCUCUUGGAGAAACUGGCCUGGGAAACUCGCUGCAUGCUGCUGAAAGGGGAGUUCUAGCGAAACUGUAACAGGGUGGUCUCCAAGAAAUAGGGAGGUUCCAGGUUUCCUGCCCCACAAGGGAGGGUGUAACUGAGCAAGGAGAACAAGAAACUGCAGAGGAGACUGAGGAAGGAUGGAGCCAGAAGGAGACCUGGAGGAAGCAUAUGGAGCAGAGAAACAGGAACUGGGAAGUAACAGCCCUCCUCAGAGAAACUGGAAGGGAAUUGCUAUUGCCCUGCUGGUGAUUUUAGUUGUAUGCUCACUCAUCACCAUGUCAGUCAUCCUCUUAACCCCAGAUGAACUUUCAAAUUCAUCAGAAACCAGAUUGUCUUUAGAAGAUCUCUUCAGGAAAGACUUUGUGCUUCAUGACCCAGAAGCUCGAUGGAUCAAUGAUACAGAUGUGGUGUAUAAAAGCGAAAAUGGACAUGUCAUUAAACUGAAUAUAGAAACAAAUGCCACUACAUUAUUAUUGGAAAACACAACUUUUGUAACUUUCAAAGCAUCAAGACAUUCAGUUUCACCAGAUUUAAAAUACGUUCUUCUGGCAUAUGACGUCAAACAGAUUUUUCAUUAUUCAUAUACUGCUUCCUAUGUGAUUUACAACAUACACACUAGGGAAGUUUGGGAGUUAAAUCCUCCAGAAGUAGAGGACUCCAUACUGCAGUAUGCGGCCUGGGGUGUCCAAGGGCAGCAGCUGAUUUACAUUUUUGAAAAUAAUAUCUACUAUCAAUCUGAUAUAAAGAGCAGUUCAUUGCGAUUAACAUCUUCUGGAAAAGAAGGAAUUAUUUUUAAUGGAAUUGCUGACUGGUUAUAUGAAGAGGAACUUCUCCAUUCUCAUAUCGCCCACUGGUGGUCACCAGAUGGAGAAAGACUUGCCUUCCUGAUGAUAAAUGAUUCCUUGGUGCCUAACAUGGUUGUCCCUCGGUUUACUGGAGCAUUGUAUCCCAGGGGAAAGCAGUAUCCAUACCCUAAGGCAGGUCAAGUGAACCCAACAAUCAAAUUAUAUGUUGUAAACCUAUAUGGACCAACUCAUACUUUGGAACUCAUGCCACCAGACAGUUUUAAAUCAAGAGAAUACUAUAUCACUAUGGUUAAAUGGGUAAGCAAUACCAAGACGGUGGUCAGAUGGUUAAACCGACCUCAGAACAUCUCCAUCCUCACGGUCUGUGAGACUACUACUGGUGCUUGCAGUAAAAAAUAUGAGAUGACAUCAGAUACAUGGCUUUCUAAGCAGAAUGAGGAGCCUGUAUUCUCUAGAGAUGGCAGCAAAUUCUUUAUGACCGUUCCUGUUAAGCAAGGAGGGCGUGGAGAAUUUCACCACAUAGCUAUGUUCCUCAUUCAGAGUAAAAGUGAGCAAAUUACCGUGAGGCAUCUGACAUCAGGAAACUGGGAAGUGAUAAAGAUCUUGGCAUUCGAUGAAACUACUCAGAAAAUUUACUUUCUGAGCACUGAGUCUUCUCCCAGAGGGAGGCAACUCUACAGUGCUUCUACUGAAGGAUUAUUGAAUCGUCAAUGCAUUUCAUGUAAUUUUAUGAAAGAACAAUGUACUUAUUUUGGUGCCAGUUUUAGUCCCAUGAAUCAACAUUUCUUACUAUUCUGUAAAGGUCCAGGGGUCCCAGUGGUCAGUCUACAUAGCACAGACAACCCAACAAAAUAUUUUGUAUUGGAAAAUAAUUCUAUGCGGAAGGAAGCUAUCCUCAAGAAGAAGAUAUUAAAGUCAGAAAUUAAAAUGCUUCAUAUUGACGACUAUGAACUUCCUUUACAGUUGUCCUUUCCCAAAGAUUUUACGGACCGAAACCAGUAUGCUCUUCUGUUAAUAAUGGAUGAAGAACCAGGAGGCCAGCUGGUUACAGAUAAGUUCCAUAUUGACUGGGAUUCAGUAUUAGUAGACACGGAUAACGUCAUCAUAGCACGAUUUGAUGGCAGAGGAAGUGGAUUCCAGGGCCUGAAAAUUUUGCAGGAGAUUCAUCGAAGGUUAGGUUCAGUGGAAGUAAAGGACCAAAUAGCAGCUGUGAAAUUUUUACUUAAACAGCCAUACAUUGAUUCCAAAAGACUAAGCAUAUAUGGAAAGGGUUAUGGUGGCUAUGUUGCAUCAAUGAUAUUAAAAUCAGAUGAAAAGUUUUUUAAAUGUGGAACAGUUAUUGCACCCAUUACAGACUUGAAACUAUAUGCCUCAGCUUUCUCUGAAAGAUACCUUGGUAUACCAUCUAAAGAAGAAAGCACAUACCAGGCAUCCAGUGUGCUACAUAAUAUUCAUGGCUUAAAAGAAGAAAAUAUAUUAAUAAUUCAUGGAACUGCCGACACAAAAGUUCAUUUCCAGCAUUCAGCAGAAUUAAUCAAACACCUAAUAAAAGCUGGCGUGAAUUAUACUAUGCAGGUCUACCCAGAUGAAGGUUACAACGUAUCUGAGAAGAGCAAGUACCAUCUCUACAGCACAAUCCUCAGAUUCUUCAGUGAUUGUUUAAAGGAAGACAUACCGGUGUUACCACAGGAACCAGAAGAAGAUGAAUAAUGGACCCUAUUUAUAUAGAACUGAAGGGGAUAUUGAGGCUCAAUGAAACCGAACCAAGAGACUGUAAUAUUGUAGAUGCUCCAGAAUUUCGAGGGCAGCUUAAGGAGAUGACAGUGGAACAGCACACUCAGAGACAAUGAACUAGAAUUUGAAUACAGAAGUCCAAAUCUACUGCGAUGCCUAGGGUGCAAAACCUGUUUCUUUGUGUAAGGAAGGUCAAGGGUUGGUUUCCUGGCAGAAAUUAGUUUUGCAUUAAAGUAGAAGUAGUGCAUGUUUUCUUCUGUUAUCUCCCUAUUUGUUCUGUAACUAGUUGCUUUCAUUUUAAUUUAAAUGGCCACCAUCAUCUUUGCAUAUAAUGCACAACUUAUCAGUACUACAAUCCCUGAUCUUUGAUGGCUGAGCUGCAAUCUAACACUUUACUGUACCUUUACAAUAAGUGCAAUUCCUCAUUGUCUUAUUAUGCUUAAGAAGUAUUCAGUUAAUAAAAACAGAGUAUUUUAUGUAAUUUGUUUAUAAAAAGACAUUAUUAAUGGGUCAUGUAGAAAUAUGGAUUUCAGCACCUUCCAAAGUCCAGCCAGUUAUCAGUAGACACAGUAUCUUUAAAUCAACACACAAGUGUAUGGCUCACAAUAGAUAUACACAAGUGUGCAUAUACAAUCAAUAAAUCUAUCUUACAUGUUACUCAUGCUACAAAAGUUAAAAUUUUAAUGAAUUAGAAGAGAAACUCUUUUGCAGGCUAUAAUGGAUGCUUUGUUUAAUGAGCCAAAUGUGAAGAAACAUUUUUUUUCCAAUUCAAAUUCUAGCUAUUGCUUUCCUACAAUGAUUGGGUUGUGUUUGGUAUUGUUUUUAGUGGUUAAUAGUUUUCUAGUUGCAAUUUAAUUUUUUGAAUAUGAUACCUUGUCACAUGUAAAUUAGAUACUUAAAUAUUAAAUUAUAGUUUCUGAUAAAGAAAUUUUGUUAACAAUGCAA